Messenger RNA from Papaver somniferum (opium poppy), 1821 nucleotides. RefSeq lists its product as uncharacterized. The record is from RefSeq and is a predicted model, not a curated record. The transcript has 4 exons. Lineage: Eukaryota; Viridiplantae; Streptophyta; Magnoliopsida; Ranunculales; Papaveraceae. Bases 1 to 1821 code for a protein of 606 amino acids. Gene Ontology annotation, molecular function: RNA-DNA hybrid ribonuclease activity; nucleic acid binding.
AUGGAGAAUAUUAUUUCUCCAUAUCAAGAUGCUUAUGUUUCAGGAAGGCUUAUCAGUGACAACACUGUCAUUGCACAGGAAAUAAUUCACUAUAUGAAGAAAAAAAUAUGUCGAAUUGGAUGGCUAGCUCUCAAGCUUGAUAUGCGCAAAGCAUUUGAUAGAUUAGAAUGGGUAUUUAUUAUUAAAGUCUUAACAUAUUUUGGCUUCAGUGAGGAAUUCUGUGAUCUUAUUUAUCAAUGCAUUAGCACAACAACUUUAUCAGUAAUUCUUAAUGGUUCCCCAUGUGAAGAGUUUCAUCCUUCAAGGGGCAUUAGGCAAGGUGACCCUCUCUUCCCAUACUUGUUCAUCCUAGCUAUGGAGUUUCUCUCAAGACAUCUUGUUGCUGCUCAACAAAACAACAGCAUAAAAGGCAUUAAAGUGGCUGCUAAUUCUCCAGCCAUUAAUCAUCUGUUAUUUGCAUAUGACUGCUUGAUUUUCACUCAAGAAAAAUUGGAUUCAGUUAACAAUCUUCUUGAACUGCUUCACAACUUCAGUACUCAAUCAUGCCAGGUAAUAAAUUUUGAAAAAUCUGCUGUGCAUUUCAGCAAGUAUACUAAACCAGAUGUUGCAGUCACCCUUACUCAAAUUUUGGGAAUGAAGACUAUGAAUUCAAAAAAAAAAGCUAGAUCUACUAUGAUAAAACAUGUCCUUAAUUCUCUACCUGUUUAUCAAAUGGGUUCUUUUAAGCUACCUGAUCAGCUCAUGAGAAAAUUAACUACAAUCGAAAGGAAAUUCUUUUGGGGUCAUUCCUCCAAUAGAAGUUUUAAUCCUGUGUCGCACUCCAAGCUUUGUAAAUCAAAAGAUUAUGGAGGAAUUGCUUUUAGAGACAUGGAGAAACUAAAUCUUGCUUUACUCACUAAACUAGCUUGGAGGGUCAUUCAAAAGAAUUACUUCAUGGAAAUUAAUAAUGGCAGAAGAACAAAAAUAUGGAAGGAUAGAUGGGUUCCAGGUUUGAAUCAUCCACCAACUCCAAUAAAUGAUAUGCACAGAUUCCAUGAGAGUGUUGAUGAACUAAUCAUUUCAGAUGCAGGAACCUGGAAUGUGUCUCUCUUAGAUAUUCUGUUUGAUUCUAAUACCUCUAAGAAAAUCCAGGACAUCUUUAUUGAUACAUCCAAAGAAGAUGUUAUGCUUUGGACUCCAGUAAAAUAUGCUCAUAACCCUUAUAUGGAAACUCAAUGUGGAGUUUGCGGAAGAGAAACGGAAACGAUUGAACAUCUAAUAUUUGAUUGCAUACAUGCCAGAGCUGUCUGGAGAGGAAUCAAUAUAGAUAUAGAUACAGUUAAAGAAAAUUGUGGCAGUGUCUCUGAAUGGGUUCUUAGCUGGUUUAGAAUAGGUAUUAAUGCUACAAAUGAAAGAUUGUUGUUCACAUGCAUGAUUGGUGCAUGGAUCAUCUGGAAAGACAGAUGUGAAAAAAUCUUUCAGGGAGUUUCUCUAAACCCUAUUUCCUCUGUUAAUAGAAUUCAGUAUCAUUUAAGUUCUCACCUGCAUGAAAAUUUAAAUAGUAGUCCGUACUGCAUUAAAUAUCAUAUUUCAAACUGGUGUCCUCCUGCACAAGGCAUUUCUAAGUUUAAUGUUGAUACGUCUUUUGAUCACAAUACUAAUCAUGGCACUGGGAUUGCUUUACGCGAUCAUGUAGGUAACUGCGAUGGGAUCCGAGGAAGUUUUAAACAUGGAGUCUUGAAUCCAGAGCAAGGAGAAUGCCUAGCUGUACGAGAAGCAUUAUCGUGGGCUAAGGACCUAAAACUGGAUGAUAUUCAAAUCGAAGUUGAAUUAGAGAAAUAA